This is a messenger RNA of Andrographis paniculata, 925 nucleotides long. RefSeq names its product reticulon-like protein B23. Bases 180 to 668 code for a protein of 162 amino acids. The transcript has 3 exons. NCBI's taxonomy places the organism in Eukaryota, Viridiplantae, Streptophyta, Magnoliopsida, Lamiales, Acanthaceae. The record is from RefSeq and is a predicted model, not a curated record.
UUUUUUAUUUGUAAUUUUAACGCGCAGUCUCUUCGAACUCCGUCGUCCAGAAGCGCCUCCAGUUGUUGAAACUCGGCGGUUGUUCGUUGAAAAUUCUAGAAGAAUUAUGGGAUUCUCCACCGGAACUGAAUACAAUCGCAGAAUUUGAGUCACAAGCUGUGUUCGAUCGAUCGGCUACGAUGGUGGUGUUUGGGGCGGUGAUGGGGAUGCUGAGCGGCACGCUCGUCUAUUACCACUGCGCCUACCGCCAUUCCAGCGUCGUUUCCCUCUUCGCCGACGUAUUCAUCGUGCUGCUUUGCUCUCUAGCCAUCCUCGGCCUCCUCUUCCGCCACAUGAAAAUCGCCGUCCCCGUUGACCCGCUCCACUGGCAGAUCUCGCAGGACGCCGCGAAUUCGAUGUUCGCCUGCCUCGCCAAUACCCUAGGCGCCGCCGAGUCCGUUCUCCGAGUCGCCGCCACCGGCCACGACAAGCGCCUCUUCCUUAAGGUGGUAUCCUGUCUUUACAUGCUCUCAGUACUCGGGAGAGCAGUCUCUGGUGUCACCGUUGCGUACAUCGGGCUGUGCUUGUUCUGUCUCUACAUAGCUUUUAAGAAUUCACGAACAAGCAAUGGUCCAUGUUCGGGUCCCGGGAGAAGAGAUGCCGUAAAUUCUGUACAAAAUAACACAUAGUUUUCUGUUUUUCUACUUAUUCUGACAUCUUUUGUUAAUACAUAGAUUCUUCUUUCAACAAUGCAGCAGAUAACCACAGCUUCUCAGUGUGUCUCUGUCAUAUAUGAAUUUUUAUUUUCGAAAUAUUGCUGCUACUAUUGCAUAGAUCAAUUUCGUAGUGUAAUGUUUUGGCAGAUGUCGAUUAUUCUUUGUGAAGAACAAAUUGGUGCCUGAAAUGCCUGAUACUAUGUGAUGAAACUUUUGCUGCACUUAGUCCA